GCUGGGGUUGUUGGAGUGGUUGAAUUUUUCCUGGAUUUGAGUGAGAAAUUCAGAAGACUGAAGCCCAGGCUCACUGUCUACCUUUCACGGAGGCCCAGCCGUGAGAGGACAGAAGAAGGCACGUGGCGAAUCAUGACAGCAGACAAAGAGAAAGACAAAGACAAGGAGAAGGAUAGGGACAGGGACCGGGACAAGGAGCGAGACAAGAGAGACAAAGCGAGGGAGAGCGAAAACUCGCGCCCUCGGCGGAGCUGUACCUUGGAAGGAGGCGCCAAGAACUACGCGGAGAGUGACCACAGCGAAGACGAGGACAAUGACAACAACAGCGCCACCACGGAGGAGUCCACGAAGAAAAAUAAAAAGAAACCGCCCAAGAAGAAGUCCCGAUACGAGAGAACAGACAAUGGUGAAAUAACGUCGUUUAUCACAGAAGAUGAUGUUGUGUACAGGCCCGGAGAUUGCGUAUAUAUUGAAAGUCGCCGGCCGAAUACCCCAUAUUUCAUCUGCAGCAUUCAAGACUUCAAACUGAGCAAACGGGACCAUCUCCUCAUGAAUGUCAAGUGGUACUACCGCCAGUCCGAAGUCCCGGAUUCGGUCUACCAGCACUUGGUGCAGGACAGACACAACGAGAACGGUGAGAAUGGCCCUCACUUGGCCUCUGAAUUUGGCAUUUGGGUUCAGACAAAUCAGAACUGA
Molecule: messenger RNA, 696 nt
Organism: Tinamus guttatus (white-throated tinamou)
Lineage: Eukaryota; Metazoa; Chordata; Aves; Tinamiformes; Tinamidae
Source: RefSeq, a predicted model, not a curated record